This is a messenger RNA of Onychostoma macrolepis, 4559 nucleotides long. RefSeq lists its product as uncharacterized. The coding region runs from base 8 to 2977 and encodes 989 amino acids. Lineage: Eukaryota; Metazoa; Chordata; Actinopteri; Cypriniformes; Cyprinidae. The record is from RefSeq and is a predicted model, not a curated record. The transcript has 6 exons.
AGUUGCAAUGUCUGACCCACACUACAGGGCUGUGGCACUCUAUAACCAGGCGUACAUCACUAUUAACCUUGGUAAAGGUAACUAUAAAGCAGAUGCUAUGAACCUGCUGGAAGACGCAAAGAAAUCCAUUGAUGUCUACAUCUCAGAAGUCUCAAACACAAUGGUCUCAUGUAACUUAUCGAUCACUGGAAACAAAGAUCAGAGCACAGACAACAACAACUUUCAGAGUCAAAUGGAGGCCAGAAUGAACAUCUUUAAGUCUUGGAUGACGUACAUUGAUAACGCAUUGCUUAAACUUAAAGAGCUGGAAAAAGACAACAGUGACGCCAUUACAGAGGAGUGUUCAGUCUACAUGCUGUCUGAAGAAAAGAACUUCAUCGUCACUAAUGAGCUCAGAUCGUUAUACGACUAUGGCCUCGGUGUUGUUUUUGAGGUGAAAAAGAAGCCCAGGUUUUGCAUAGAUGCUUUGAUAUGUUUCAUACUCGGCGUGGUACAGGUUCUUGCUGGGGUUCUUGUUUGUGCUCUGACAUUUGGAACGGCCAGCCAGUUUGGAUUGGGCCUGAUUUCAGAAGGAGUGUCUGACAUGAUCAGUGGAAUAGAGGGAAUGAUAAAGGGUACAUUCGAUUGGGUGUCAUGGGCAAUAUCUAAGAGUAUCAGCAUUGGGCUUUCUUUGAUAACAGCUGGCUUUAGCGUUAUCAAGAAAGCAGUUACCUCAGUGUUUAAAGUGACAAAAAGUCUCCUCGAUGGUACAAAGUCUUUUUCUUCUGUUGCAUCUGAAUUCAUCAAAUCAGGAAAGGCAAUGUUUACUUCAUUCAAAGGAGGCGUUCAGUCUGGUUUAUCGUCCGUCAGUAAGGAAUCUUUCAAGGCUGCAAUGAAAAACAUGACAUCUUCUACAGUGCUCAAACAGAACUUCAAAUUUGCAACUAAAUAUGCAGUUCAGGAAAUCGGGAAACAGUCUGAGGUCACUGCCAUGAACUACGCAAUUGAUGCAGCCCUUCAGGAAGUCUUUAAGAAGAUUUUACAAAGCAGCUUUGAGAAUGUUGUUACUUCAUCAGUGAAGCAGAGCAGUAAACUGGAUCAGACUCUUGUGGAGUUCAUCAGCUCAGGCAUUCCCAAAGCAGCACUGAAAAAAGAGAAUUUCAAGAUUGAUCAGAAUUAUGAGAAGCAAAUAAAAAAAUCAGUUGGGAUGCUCUGCGAAGAGAUAAUUCCUGACCUCAUACUGGACUGUACCACAGCACAGGAUGUUAUCAGCAAACUCUCUGAGGUGUGUGAAGCAGCAUCAGAUCUUAAGAAUAAAGCCAAACUGUCAGGAGUAUAUGACAUGGCAAAGCAGGCUCUGAAAGUAGCGGAGUACUCAGCAUCUCUUGUUCAAAUACUGAGUGCCAUACCAACAAAGGAGAUUAUACAACAGAAAUUAGUUCCUGAAUUACUGGAGAGCAUCAGUGAGCUUCAGAAAGAAAUGACAAAGUAUGACCAAGAUGGACGACACCAUUUACAGGACGUACAGCGCCUUAAAGGUGAACUUCUUCAGACUAUCACCCAGAAUGUGUCUGAGCAAUUCAUCAGCUCCUGUUCAGAACAUAUGAGUUCUUUAAUGACAAGCACAUUUAAGAAUCAGUUGAACCGUGUUGUAGGACAGGCGGUGGACCACGUCAUGCGCAGACAUAAAACUCAGCGUUUCUUUGAUGACCAGAAGGAAAAACACAACAAGAGAUCUGCGAGCCACAAGGAAGUGGAACAGCUGUCAGAUGAGGACAAAACAAAGCUAAUGCAGUAUACAGAAGACAUGUGCAAUGCUGAUCAGCCUACAACAGCCCUCGAUGUGUAUGUGCUCACAAAAAGCAACCUGCUUGGUGGAAAAGGAAUUCUACUCACUGUCAUUGAUGAAAAUGAAAAACAGCUCUCUGUGGAACGUUACCCGGGAACCAACAAAUCAGCAGACGAUAUAAAAUUGACAUUAACUAAAUCUCCAAUAACCACACAUCCAUCACAAGCUGAUACACAGCUGUACAGCGGCCAUUUUGACAUCGUACAGGAUGAUGGCAGGAUAGUCAGCGUUAACUCAGAUCAUCAGAACGCUCUUUAUCAUGCUGUAGCACAAGCAACUGGCAGCGAGACAGAAGAACCAAAGAUGGAAGCUUUGACGCUACGUAAGAAAGUGAAAAAUGAGAUCCAGACAAACCUUGAAUCGUACACACCCCUGCUUAUUCUCCAAAGAGGAUACGACUUCUGUCACAAAAACCCCAAUAAAUACAGCAUAACUGGAGGAAAUACAAAGACGACAGACGUUGCACUGCAGAAAUACUUACAUAGUGUUAAAUUCAUCAGAAGUGGCGAAAUCCUCAUCAAAAUGUACCAUCUUGGAUUUGUUGGUGAAUAUAAAAGUGUCGUAAGUGCUCGGAUGUCCAGUAAGAACACCACGGGGACACUUAACACAAGCCACAUUCCACCGAAGGACUCCAUCAGACUUGCUGAGGCGGUCAUAGAUAACCCAAACUCAGUGAGCGAGCUUAAAAAUAAAAACCUGCCGCUUUAUAAACUAAUCAGCAGCAUAAAGACUGACAGUAAUGGAUGGAACCUGAUUUCCAUGGAGGUUCUGGGACAAGAUCACAGACGAGCUUUAACUACGGGCCCAAGCAGCCACUCACAGAUGGCCAGGAAACUUCUAGCUGACACCAUAAUUAGUGGAGACGUGGAGCUUCUGCUGAAACGCUGCAUGAUUCUACAUCACCCGCUCACCUCACAAAAGCUGAGAGGAGCUCUGGGUGAAAGCAUUCCCUCUCAGUGCCACGUUUUGUCCGAUGAAGGUAUCCGAGGCUACUACAAAGCAGGAUACAGAAACCUGGUGUCAGAAUAUAACCGCUUGGGAAUCCUGGAUCAGAACCAGUGUGAGCGUCUGGACGAGUGGGUGAAUCAGGACCAGCACGAGGACACUAACACUGCAGAGUACGGCCAGGUUCUGCAGGGGUUACAGUAAAAAUGCCCAGUGUUAGUGAACACAAUUUCUCUUCAGCGCCUUAUGAUAAAUAUGAUGAUGAUUGUGAUGAAGAUCGAAAAUAGGAAAUGAUUGCUCUCUGCCACUGAAAUUGCAUUGAUUGCAAUAAAUAAAUGAAAAAUUAUUUUAGCAAGUAAAGAUAUCUUGUAAUAUUGAUAGAUCAUUUUGGUGAUUUUAAGCUUUUUAUUUUUUUUUAGGAUGAUAAGCAUUUAAAACUCAAAAUCAGUAAAAGUGUCUAGAAAUAUUGUGUUCUAUUAAAACAAAUCUAGUGUUUUAUUGUAGUAACUUAAGUUUGGUUUUAAGCGUUUAGAAAAUCAGAAUACUACAGGGUUAUUCCACAAAACAUGAAUUGAAAUCUGAUCAUAAGAAUGGUGUUGGGUUGUGAUUAAAUUUCAAAAAUAUAUAACAGGAAUAAAAUCUAAAAACAAAUUUUCAGCUUCUCUUCAGUAUUGCUCUAUAGUGCCCUGAUUAAAAGUUAUAAAAACACUGAAAUCAUUAUACUUAAAAUUGUACCGAUUUUAUAAUCGCAUAAUUCUUCAUAAUCAGUGAAAUGAAUCUCCACUUUUCACAAAUGUAUUGUAAAAUGUUUUGUUACUGAUCUGCAUGAUGCUGGUGAAUGGCUUUGUACUUGAUUGCAACUGAUUGUAAUUUCUGAAAAUGUGCCAAUAAAAUUUUAUUUUAUUUUUGUUCCUAUUUCAUUCUUAAAAUUAGAUAAUCACUCAUUAUCAUAUAAUCAACAGGGAAAAUGGGACAGAGAUAAAUGACUAAACAUAUGGAGUUGAUCAAAAAGUGAAAAAUAAAAAGGGACAGUAUAGAGCAGUAAUAUUAAGUCUUUAUUGUUAUUGACUUUUAGGUGUUAGAAUUAAAAAUCACUCUACAGUCAAUGGGAAUCAUUCAUGAAACCUGUGCAGAACAAAUUUUUGUGUAAAUCGUUCGUAAAGCUGUUCUGACAUUCAUGAAAAUGUUCAUAUUUUCAAAAUGUUAGUUGGUACGAAACGUGUAUUUACGAAGCGUUUGUGAAUCCAGAAGAGAGUUUUCGGGAAGGUCUGUUUUACACGCAAAUUACUCAGAAUUUACUCCUAUAUUUAUGAAUCUUGAAUGAGGCCCAAAAUGCUUCUAGUUACAAAUGUAAAUAUAGCUGCAAGCAGCAAUUAAGGGGCCAAGCACUCCAGCGGCCAAAUGAGGAGCUAAGCAUAGCAUGCAGCAUCAGACCAAAUGCAACAAUGUGUACUAAUAGCAAUUGUAGGAUGAUUUCAAUUGAAUGGCAGAAAAUUCAUAAAUACAACCUCUAGCAAUAUCAUUAAAUGGCUGAUUACUUUUGACCAACAGGUGGCGCUGUAAGCAUAUUAUUUUGUGUGAGGUGAUAAUGGCACACACAAAGUUUGUUGUCAUUAUUUCAAAACCUGGCAGAUACCCCUUUUCCACCAAAGCAGUUCCAGUGCUGGCUAGGAGCCAUAGCCUAGUUUCAAACCGGUUCCCACACCCAAAGCACCAGCUCCGAACCAGGAAAAGCGGUUCAUGAGUAGCACCAAAAUAUUGCUGGGCUAGAAGGAAGAACCGCUUG